Prinia subflava (tawny-flanked prinia) is the source of this 2339-nucleotide messenger RNA. It is a transcript of the gene CCT7, whose product is annotated as chaperonin containing TCP1 subunit 7. Gene Ontology annotation, cellular component: chaperonin-containing T-complex. The coding region runs from base 140 to 1771 and encodes 543 amino acids. Gene Ontology annotation, molecular function: ATP hydrolysis activity; ATP binding; ATP-dependent protein folding chaperone. The record is from RefSeq and is a predicted model, not a curated record. The transcript has 12 exons. NCBI's taxonomy places the organism in Eukaryota, Metazoa, Chordata, Aves, Passeriformes, Cisticolidae. Gene Ontology annotation, biological process: protein folding.
AUAAUGCUCCACUGCAUUUCCCGGCGCUGCGCGCCCUCUUCCCUCCCUGCCAGAUAGUGCGCCCCGCCCCGGCCCGCCCCCGGGAAGGUUCUGGGCGUGCGCGGUGCAUUGUGGGGGGCCGGGAGCAGCAGCCGCCGCGAUGAUGCCCACUCCGGUUAUCCUGCUCAAGGAGGGCACGGACACGUCGCAGGGCGUCCCGCAGCUGGUCAGCAACAUCAACGCGUGCCAGGUGAUCGCCGAGGCCGUGCGCACCACGCUGGGCCCGCGCGGCAUGGACAAGCUCAUCGUGGACGACCAGGGCAAAGCCACCAUCUCCAACGACGGGGCCACCAUCCUGAAGCUGCUGGACGUGGUCCACCCUGCCGCCAAGACCCUGGUGGACAUCGCCAAAUCCCAGGAUGCAGAGGUGGGUGAUGGCACCACAUCUGUGACCCUGCUGGCAGCUGAGUUCCUGAAGCAGGUGAAGCCCUACGUGGAGGAGGGGCUGCAUCCCCAGAUCAUCAUCCGCGCCUUCCGCACGGCCACGCAGCUGGCUGUGAACAAGAUCAAAGACAUCGCAGUCUCCGUGAAGAAGGAGGACAAGGAUGAGCAGAGGAGUCUGCUGGAAAAGUGUGCAGCCACAGCCCUGAGCUCCAAGCUCAUCUCCCAGAGCAAGGAGUUCUUCUCUAAAAUGGUCGUAGAUGCUGUGAUGAUGUUGGAUGACUUGUUGCAGCUCAAGAUGAUUGGAAUAAAGAAGGUGCAAGGAGGAGCUUUGGAAGACUCACAGCUGGUGGCUGGAGUUGCCUUUAAGAAAACCUUUUCCUACGCUGGGUUUGAGAUGCAGCCCAAGAAGUACCAGUCCCCCAAAAUCGCCCUGCUCAACGUGGAGCUGGAGCUCAAAGCUGAGAAGGACAACGCCGAGGUCAGGGUCAACACGGUGGAGGAUUACCAGGCCAUCGUGGACGCAGAGUGGAACAUCCUCUACGACAAGCUGGACAAGAUCCACAAGUCAGGAGCCAAGGUGGUGCUGUCCAAGCUGCCCAUCGGGGACGUGGCCACGCAGUACUUCGCAGACAGGGACAUGUUCUGUGCCGGCCGCGUCCCGGAGGAGGAUCUCAAGAGGACCAUGAUGGCCUGUGGGGGAUCCAUCCAGACCAGUGUCAAUGCCCUGACAGAUGAUGUGCUGGGCCGCUGUGAGCUCUUUGAGGAGACCCAGAUUGGAGGAGAGAGGUACAACUUCUUCACGGGCUGCCCCAAGGCCAAGACGUGCACCAUCAUCCUGCGCGGGGGCGCCGAGCAGUUCAUGGAGGAGACGGAGCGCUCGCUGCACGACGCCAUCAUGAUCGUCAGGAGAGCCAUCAAGAACGACUCGGUGGUGGCGGGCGGCGGCGCCAUCGAGAUGGAGCUCUCCAAGUACCUGCGGGACUAUUCCCGCACCAUCCCGGGCAAGCAGCAGCUGCUGAUCGGCGCCUACGCCAAGGCCCUGGAGAUCAUCCCCCGGCAGCUCUGCGACAACGCCGGCUUCGACGCCACCAACAUCCUCAACAAGCUGCGGGCCAAGCACGCACAGGGCGGGAUGUGGUACGGCGUGGACGUGACCAACGAGGACAUUGCGGACAAUUUCUCGGCGUGCGUGUGGGAGCCGGCCGUGGUGCGCAUCAACGCGCUGACGGCGGCCUCGGAGGCCGCGUGCCUGGUGGUGUCCGUGGACGAGACCAUCCGCAACCCGCGCUCCACCGUGGACGCCGCCCCGGCCCGCGGCCGCGGCCGCGCCCGGCCCCACAACCACUGAGGGUCACUCGUUAACCCUGCCUGUCAGCGGCUGCUCCUCACACCCAAACCCUGCCUCGGCCCAAGCCCUGCCUCGGCAGCGGCUGCUCCACACAGCCCCAGGCCAGGUUCACUCGGGGGCAGCUCCCGCAGCCACAGCCCCUGAGCUGCCCCGCCCUGCCCAGCGCUCCCCGCCCAGCGCGGCUCCCUGAGCUGGCCUGGGCACUCCCUCCCCUGGGGGCAUUCCCUCAUUGCCUUCUGGAGGAUAUUCCCUUCCCUGGGGGCAUUCCCUCAUUCCCUUGGGGGAGGAUAUUCCCUUCCCUGGGGGCAUUCCCUCAUUCCCUUUGGGGAGGAUAUUCCCUCCCCUGGGGGCAUUCCCUCAUUCCCUUGGGGGAGGAUAUUCCCUCCCCUGGGGGCAUUCCCUCAUUCCCUUGGGGGAGGAUAUUCCCUCCCCUGGGGGCAUUCCCUCCUCCAGACUGGAGCCAGUGCAGGGAGGGGCUUGGGGCCUAUUUAUACUGGUUUGGUUUUUGUCCUGCUGGGCACUUGGAACCCAGGCUCCAGCACAAUAAACGAGUUUGUGUCGGGGGCAG